AUGACGUCAAAAUUGGACUUCGCUGCGAAUCCGUUUACCGCGAAUAAUUAUAUCAAUGAGACCGCCCACCACCCCAUCAAACUCAUCGCCGCUACAGAGGAUGCAGAAAGCAAAUACCUUCCAGAUGCAUGGGCUGUUGGCCUGAGCAUUGCGAAGCAGCCAUCCCAAUUAGACAUAAGUCUAUGA
Messenger RNA from Paracoccidioides brasiliensis Pb18, 186 nucleotides. RefSeq lists its product as uncharacterized. The coding region runs from base 1 to 186 and encodes 61 amino acids. The record is from RefSeq and is a predicted model, not a curated record. The transcript is spliced from 2 exons.